Neofelis nebulosa (Clouded leopard) is the source of this 2432-nucleotide messenger RNA. RefSeq names its product transmembrane BAX inhibitor motif containing 1 (gene TMBIM1). The record is from RefSeq and is a predicted model, not a curated record. The transcript is spliced from 12 exons. Gene Ontology annotation, cellular component: endoplasmic reticulum; Golgi apparatus; membrane. Gene Ontology annotation, biological process: negative regulation of apoptotic signaling pathway. Lineage: Eukaryota; Metazoa; Chordata; Mammalia; Carnivora; Felidae. Bases 178 to 1113 code for a protein of 311 amino acids.
CGCCCCCUGGCGGCGCCCCGAGGCCCCGCCCCACGGGGUUGGGACGACGGGGCGGGGCGCGGAGCCCCAGCCCAGCCCAGGCCUGGUCAGCGCGCUCGGUGCCGGACUCGCCGCGCCGGGAGGGAGGCCGGGAGCGCACCGUCGGAGCGGUCAGGUGCCCUCAGCCCUUGAGCGGCCAUGUCCAGCCCCAGUGCCCCCCCUCCGUAUGAGGACCGCAACCCUCUGUACCCUGGCCCUCCGCCCCAGGGGGGCUACGGGCAGCCGUCUGUCCUGCCUGGUGGCUACCCGGCCUACCCGGCCUACCCACAGCCUGGCUACGGUCACCCUGCUGGCUAUCCACAGCCUAUGCCCCCCAUCCACCCGAUGCCCAUGAACUACGGCCCAGGCCAGGGCUAUGAUGCGGAGGAGAGAGCAGUGAGUGAAAGCUUCGGGCCUGGAGAAUGGGAUGACAGGAAAGUCCGACACACCUUCAUCCGAAAGGUUUACAGCAUCAUCUCCAUCCAGCUGCUCAUCACGGUGGCCAUCAUCGCUAUCUUCACCUUUGUGAAACCAGUUGGCGAUUUCGUGAGGAGAAACCUGUUUGUCUACUAUGUGUCCUAUGCUGUCUUCCUGGGCACCUAUCUGACCCUCGCCUGCUGCCAGGGACCCAGACGCCGUUUCCCAUGGAAUAUCAUCCUGCUGACCCUCUUUACUCUUGCCAUGGGCUUCAUGACGGGCACCAUUUCCAGUGUGUAUGAAACCAAAGCCGUCAUCAUUGCAAUGAUCAUCACUGCCGUGGUGUCCAUUUCGGUCACCAUCUUCUGCUUCCAGACCAAGGUGGACUUCACCUCGUGCACAGGCCUCUUCUGUGUCCUGGGAAUUGUGAUGAUGGUGACUGGGAUUGUCACCGCCAUUGUGCUGUCCUUCAAAUAUAUUUACUGGCUCCACAUGGUCUAUGCUGCUCUGGGGGCCAUUUGCUUCACCUUGUUCCUGGCUUACGACACGCAGCUGGUCCUGGGAAACCGAAAGCACACCAUCAGCCCGGAGGACUACAUCACUGGCGCCCUGCAGAUCUACACUGACAUCAUCUACAUUUUCACCUUUGUGCUGCAGCUGGUGGGGGACCGCAAUUAAGGAGCACCUUCCACCCCACUGUGCGCCCACUGUGGGCUCUCCCUUCCCUAGAGGGCUGGGCCCUGUGACUGGAGUCCGGACCUCAGACCCCCUUCCUUCCCCUCCAGUAAUAUGCCCAGUUUCCUUUCUGUCCUGGGAUGGGUGGCCUCUGUGGCGGUGGAUGUGCAGGGACCUGGCGGGGCUGGAGGAACCGGGGACUAACUCUUGCCUCUGGUAGACUCGGCAGGGACCAGGCAGAAGACGUGCCUCCUCCCUCCACCCACUCCGUGGCACCAAAUUCUUCUCAACUGCUGGGGUUGCAGGGAGGACAGAAAAAGCCUAUUCUACAGCCAAAAGGGAAUAUGAAAAGUAGAAGUAACUUUGGGGUGAUGAGGUGUCCCCUCCCACCUCUGCCAUAGGCUUCUGGGCUUGGUAGCUGAAGCUGUUUCCUCCCUCAACCCCCAACAAAGCCAGAAAGCUUUGUCCCCAGCCUCCUGGACUCACUGGCCAUUAUCCUGUACUCCUCUGACAACCCUUAGUGCCUUCCGGCUCACAAAGGUAGAAGAGAUCUGUGCCCAUGGGUCUCCCCUGCUUCAGUCCCUCUUCUUUCGAUGGCAUGUACAUACUGUUCAUUUGGAAUAGGGGAGGACGAGGAGAGUAAGCAAAGCCAAGGACGGGCCAAGACAGAACAGCAUCUACCCUGGGCUUCCUCACGGCUUGUGGUGGUGGAGAGGGCAGGCCUGUCCACAGCCAUCUGGUCCCCAUUCUCCAAAGCUCCCUGGGGUCUCCUUGGGGGCUUCUGAGAUCUCUGGUCAGAGAGACCUCUUGCUUCCUGUGCUCAAGCUGCUCAGAGAAGAAAGUGAGGAGCAAAGCUCAGGAGAUGGGGUGGUUUGUAGGAUUAUAAGUGGGGCCAGGAAGUACCAGGGUGAAGAAAGGCCAGGGUGGGGGCAGGAAAAUGCUCUGGGAUCCUCUCCCUGAUCUGAGGGGUAUGAAAGCCUACUGUGGUGUCCAUGGAAAUUUCUGUGUUCUUUCCUUGUGCUAACCUGGGAAGGAUCCUGAGCAAAAGGAGACUUCCCCUCUCAGUUUGUUCUUAACUUGUGCUGGGGGAUUUUAGACUUGAGCCUCAUCUCUCCAGCCAGCUGCCACUUUCUUCGUGACACCAAGUGCCUCAAGCUGGAAUGGGGAAGGAGGACAAGAGUCCUUCUGUCAGUGGGGGUAGAAACCAAAUCAGCCCAAGGGUAUACUUAGGACUUCUCUUAAGUACUUGGUCCUAAAUAUAUCACACAAAAGGACAUAAGUAGAAACGUAAUAAAGUUUUGUGUUUCGGAGUUAAAACCCUA